This is a messenger RNA of Tetrahymena thermophila SB210, 3988 nucleotides long. RefSeq names its product transmembrane protein, putative. Lineage: Eukaryota; Ciliophora; Oligohymenophorea; Hymenostomatida; Tetrahymenidae. The transcript is spliced from 7 exons. The record is from RefSeq and is a predicted model, not a curated record.
CUCUAUUAUAGAAAUAAUAGGAUUAUUUUAGUAAAUGGCUAUUAAAAAUAUUGUCAUUUAAAAUAUAGUUUAUUAAAAAUCGUUAGUUGAGAUCACAAUUUAGUAAUAAAUAAAAUCUUAAUUAACCAAUAAAAUAUUUAUUAUGAAAGAUGUUUAAAUAACAAAUUGUACUACAAAUAUCACUCAAUAAUAAUUUAGCACCACUCCAAUCCAUAUAAAUUCAUAGAUUCAAGAAACAGUUACUAUUAGUAAUUUAGUAGUCUAAAAUUCGUUACUAAUUCAAACUGUAAAAGCAAAUGAAGUUCCAACUAAAACAUCUUCAUGUGCCUAUUUUGAAGCUUUAUUAGGAAAUAUAGAGUUAACUAACUCAAAGUUUAUUAAUAAUUUUUCUGUAUAGAAAAGUAAUUGCUUGAUCAUAAAUACAAAAUAAUUCACAGUUAAUAACUCAUUCUUUAAAAAUGACUACUCAAAUAUAGAUUUCUCAAAUACUACAGUUCUAGGAGGAUUUAUAUAAUCUUAUACUUAGAAAGCAUAUAUAAUAAAUACUCAUUUUGAAGGAGGUAGAGCCUUGAAAGGAGGAGCUACUUAUUUUAUUUUUGACAUAAUUGGUUAUUUAAAAAUUUAAGAUUGCUCUUUUGUUAACAAUUUAAGUUUUAAUUAGUUUAAUAAAGAAAAUUAAGGGGGAGCUAUUUUUAUUGAUUCUUAACUUUGCGGAUUGUAAACAGAGAUAGUAUCAACUCGUUUCAUAUCUAACAUAGCAUUUAAUGAAGGUGGAGUCUUAUUUGUUUAAAAUUCUUAAUUUAAGAAAUUUAUAAGCUUGGCUUAAUGUGAAUUUAUUGACAAUAUUAGUUAAGCAGGUUCAUUAAUAUAUUUUGAUUUCUAAUUAAAACACAAAAAUGUUUUUUUAAUGACAGAUUCUUAAUUUAGCUUCAAUCCCAUAAAUGUUUCACAAAACAUCUUAAAAAAACAUAUGAAGAAUUACUUUGAAACUGAUUAAUUUAACAUAUAAUAACUUUUAUUAAAUGGAUUUAUUGAAAUUAAUCUUUUUAAUAACUAGUUUAUAAUGGAAGAACUGAAAUAUGAUUCUGCUAUCUAAAAUAAUUACGGUUUAAAAACACUAUUUUAGGUAUAAAGUACUCAAUACUUUAAGGAUUAGAAUAAUUUAUAUUAAAACAUUAAUUAUUUAGUUUCUCUGAUUUAAUUAUUGGAUAUGUAGUAAAUUUACAUUUUUAAUACUUAAUUUGAUAGCAUAUUUAGCUAAAUAGCUAACACCUUUAUAGUUAUAAGCUCUAAUUUCACUUAGAUUUAAGAAUCUAAAUUCAAUAAUAAUAUAUGCUUGGCUUGUAAUAAAGGCUUAGUUUAGUUGAACAGCUAUUACUUGAAUGUACUAAAUAGUGAUUUUGGAUUAAAUCAAGUGCAAGAUAAAGGAAUAUUAUUUAUUAGUUAAAUUAAAAAUAUUAUUUCUAAUUUGAAUACAAGACUUUUGUAAGAAAUAUCUGAUUUAUAAUAUCCUCUGUUUUUAUCUUUUGUUUUGUUUAAAAAUAAUUUUUCCUUAAAAUCUUCUGGUGCUGUAUACAUCGAUAGCUCAAGUGUUUCAUUUUUUAAUUGCUCAUUUAUUUACAAUCAGGCUAGCUAAGGUAAUGGAGGUGCUAUUUACUAUAAAGGCGUAGAAUAAAUAACUAAAAUAAAGAUUAGAAAUAGCUUAUUUUUUUAUAAUUAAGCUUAGAUUGGUGGUGCUAUAUUCUCUGAAAGUGGCUAAGCAGUAUAAAAUCUUUAUACUAAAAAUUUAUUUCAAAGUAAUGUGGCUAAGCAAUUUUCUUCUAAUGUUUUUUAAUAUCCUCAUCAUAUGAUUGCAAUCUUAAAUGGGACUUAACCAAAAGAUAAUAAGGUCAUACACUCAAGUGGAAAAUUCAGUGAUGACCUUGCUAUUUAGUUUAUGACAUAAUAAAAUGAAUUUUAUAUUUAAAAUCAAGAAAAUAUUACUCUUAAUAUUUUAUUGAAUGAUACUUCUAAUGCUUAUCUAAGUAGCUAGCAAAUUAUAUAAAAAAGUGGGAGUUUUAAGCUAAGUUAAUUAAAUUUGAAUGGAGUCUUUGGAUUAACUGUGAAGCUGACUUUUUCAUCAGAUUUAAUUAAAAACCCUAUUUAUGAUUAAAUAACAGGUGAAAUAACUUCAUAUAGUUUAGAAUAAAACAGUUUUUAUUUAAUAGUAUAAUUUGUUGAAGGAUGCGAAUUAGGAUAUUAGCAUUUAAAGGUAUAAAAAUUUGAUUUUUGUUAAAGAUGCUCUAACCCAUUUUACAAUACCUAACCUGGCUAAAAAUGUAUUAAAUGUCCUAAUUACGGAAUAUGUGAUGGAUAUAUGGUUUAUCUUAGAGAGGGUUACUGGAGAUUAAACUUAAAUUCUUCAGAUUUUUAUUAAUGUAAAUCUUAAUCAAAUACUUGUAUAGGUGAUAUAGAUAUCUAUGAAAAGAAAGGUAAAAUAAUAAGAAAUUCAGAUAUUCGAUAUUGUAAAAAAGGAUUAGUUGGGCCUUUGUGCACCGACUGUGAUAUAUAUGGUAAAUAUUGGAAUGAAUCAUAUGUUUAAGAUGGAAACUUAGGCUGCAUAAACUGCUCUUAAACUGCUAGCCAAACAUGGUUAUUUGUUUUGAUUGUUCUUGCAAAUUCUUUUCUAACUUUAUAUAUGGUUAAUAGCUACUUAGGUUAAGUAGCUUAAAAUAUUUAAGCAAAAAUUCUUUACUUAAUGAAAAUAUAUACUACUAGAAAUAUAUACUAGACCAGUUUUUACAUAAAGCUAAUAACAUCAUAUUUACAGGUAUUUAUGAUAGUAAGUGAUAUCAUAAAAUCUUAGUUAUAAAAUUAUUAAUCAUUUUUUAAUUCUUUAUCAGAUCCAAACAAAAAAGCCUUGCUUUCUAUAGAUUGUUCUUUAAUAGAGCUUUACAAAAGUUAAAGUCUAAGUUUUAUUUUUAUUAAAAUAAUAUUAGGAUAGAUAACAAUACUUACUUAUGUAAUUCUCUUCAUAUUUCUUUACUUACUUUAGAGGAUUAUUAGAAAAUAAAAAAUUAAUCUUAUUGAUAUUUUUUCAGGAAUUAGCUUUAUCUAUAUUGCCAAUUAACCGUCUGUUGUCUAACAAUUAAUAGGAAGUGGUAUUUGUGUAGAUUAAUAUGGAUAAAGUUUUGUAAAAAACUUUUCUUCUGUUUCUUGUAAUAAAUAGUUUCAAUUACAAAGAAUUGCUUGCAUCUUUCCAUUGCUGUUUAUAUGGACCAUUUUAAUUCCUUUAUACUUGCUAUAUAAUUUGAGAUAAAUAAAAUAUCGUUUAAACUAACUGGAUAAUUUAAAACUUUUUGGAAUAUUUUAUUUUGAUUUUAAAGAGCAGUUUUACUUUUGGGAAUUGAUAAAAAUUUCUUUAAAAUCAGUAAUUGUAUUCAUAAAUAACAUAUUUUUUGAUGACUAAAAUUCUUUAAAGGCUUCUUUACUAUGUUUUAUAUUGUUGGUGUACUCUUUAUCAAUAAAAUAAUAUUAACCUAACAGCAAUCAAACUUUAAAUUACAUGGAAGAAUUAAUUUAUAUUUUAUGUUCUAUAAGCAUAGGCUUGUGUGCUUAUUUGUCUCAGAGCUAAAUUGUUUAAGAUUAAGAAAGCUAAAGUGUUGCAUUUUCUUUUCUUAUUAUUAUUAAUAUUAUAUCAAUAGGCCUUUUAAUCAAAAAUAUAGUUGCUAUUGUUCUUUAAUAAUAACUAAUAAACUUAAGUAAAAUAAUUGAAAAAAGACUUUUAAAUUAGCCUAAACUAAAACAAUUUUUGAAAAAAAUUGGUUAUAUUGAUAAGAAUAGAAUUUUAAAUCUAUGGAAGAUCUUAAGAAAAUCAGUUUAAUCUGUAAGAUUUAAACAAAAUUUUAUUUAUUAUAAUAAUAUUGAAAAUCAAAAGAUUAAUAUGUAUUAUUAAAAAAGCAAAUACGCAUUUUCAGUUGAUAUUUAUGCAAAAACUUAAAGCAAGUGA